Molecule: messenger RNA, 1760 nt
Organism: Doryrhamphus excisus (bluestripe pipefish)
Lineage: Eukaryota; Metazoa; Chordata; Actinopteri; Syngnathiformes; Syngnathidae
Gene: mak16
Product: MAK16 homolog (S. cerevisiae)
Biological process (GO): maturation of LSU-rRNA; maturation of 5.8S rRNA
Cellular component (GO): preribosome, large subunit precursor; nucleolus
Source: RefSeq, a predicted model, not a curated record
CGGAACAGUGAAAAAAUACCGUUCUGUAGUGACAUUUUCCAAUUUCCACAUGAAUUCAUUCAGUGCCGGUCUGAUCUCGCGAUGUUUCCGCGUGACUCACCGCGAGAAGUGGGCAGGCAAACAAAAAUGGUGGCUCGCUGUUCAUCCAUGUGGCUCCCGGUGUCCUGAAGAACCCAGCUUUUCUUUCUUUUUUUCCUCUGGUAGCUUAGCAAAAGAAAAACAUUGUCACGUAACUUAUUAAUAAAAGUAGUGAAACUUGGAGCGGCUCGGCGAACAACAACAACAACAACAUGCAGCACGACGACCUAAUUUGGGACAUUAUCGGCAACAAACAGUUCUGCUCCUACAAAGUCAAGACCAAAACACAGAGUUUCUGUCGCAAUGAGUACAACAUCACGGGUUUGUGUAACCGCUCGUCGUGUCCGCUGGCUAACAGCCAGUAUGCCACCAUCAGGGAAGAGAAAGGGCAGUGUUUCCUGUACAUGAAGGUGAUUGAGCGAGCGGCGUUUCCUGCCAAAAUGUGGGAGAAGGUCAAGCUGAGCAAGAACUACGAGAAGGCUCUGGACCAGAUCGACGAGAACCUGAUCUACUGGCCUCGCUUCAUCCGCCACAAAUGCAAACAGCGUUUCACAAAGAUCACGCAGUAUUUGAUACGCAUGCGGAAGCUGGUCCUCAAACGACGGAGGAAGCUGGUCCCGCUGAGCAGGAAGGUGGAGCGGCGGGAGAAGCGUAAAGAGGAAAAAGCUCUGAUCGCCGCCCAGCUGGACAACGCCAUCGAGAAGGAGCUGCUGGAGAGACUCAAACAGGGAACGUACGGCGACAUCUACAACUUCCCCAUCCACGCCUUCGACAAAGCUCUGGAGAAGCAGGACGAGGAGAGCGAGGCCGAGUCGGAGACGGACCAGGAGGAAGAAGAGGAGGACGAUGAGGACGUCGGAAAGAGAGAGUUUGUAGCGGAGGAAGACGUGGACGAGAGCGACCUCAGCGACUUUGAGGACAUGAACGACCUGCGGACGAGCAGCGAUGAGGAGGGGCAAGAUGAGAUGUCCACCGAAGACGAGGGGGAGGAGAUGGAGGAGGAGGAGGACGAGAUGAAGGCAUCGCGCUCCAAAGGCAAAUCUCCCGCCAACGGUUCCGCCGCCAGGAAGAAGCGAGCGUACGUGGAGAUCGAGUACGAGCGGGAGACGGAGCCGCCCGCCAAGAGCGCAGCCACGUAGCGCGGGGCAGUCGCCGUGACAACUGUGACAUCACAACAAAAACUCUUGUGCUCGGCGUGAUUGGAAUCACGUAACCUGACAGCUCAUCACUUUUCCAAUAAAACUCAGUUCUGUAGUUAGCCCCUUUCUUCAGGAAUGAACGAACCACCAACUAUGGUCACUAGGUGGCAGUAAUGACACAGCAUUGAUACACUACUUUAGUGCCGUUCCUUUUUCUGACUCACUAAAGUGAUGCUACUUCAUUCAGACAGAACAUGUGCAAGAAGUUGUGAAUUGUGCUCUUUUAUUCACUUGUCCCUCAUUUAAUCACACCCUGAUAUGUUACCUGAUUUCCUUUUUCUAUUUUGCUAGCAGUAGCUGGGGUUAAGUGAACGAAUUAACUCAGACGAGUACCCGUGAGUCCCAAUACAGUGAAACACUUGAGUUUUGAACGACUCGUUCAAUCACAUUUCUACAUUACGUUUACGGGGUCAUGAAAGGUUAUAUUACCCUUAGCACUGCAUGAACCAAGAUAUAAUACAAUACUGGAGAAAAAACAAUUAA